Messenger RNA from Ectocarpus sp. CCAP 1310/34, 1176 nucleotides. NCBI's taxonomy places the organism in Eukaryota, Phaeophyceae, Ectocarpales, Ectocarpaceae. The record is from the annotation of a GenBank genome assembly.
AUGAGCGGAAACAGUGACUAUGCAGCAGGAAGAGGGCACACUGCAGCUGCUCCUGUGAGACGAAACGGGGAGCUGCUGUAGAGGUUACCGCGGUCUACAAAUUGCUGAAGAACCAAAAUUUUAGCUGAAUUCCAGUUUUAAAUCACAGGGGAAGGCUUUUCUAUUUACUGGUGCGCGCUUCUUCGCCCUAGUACUGGGGUAUAAACGCGCCGCGUACUGAACACGGUCACGGACAGCCGGAUUGCUCAGCUAGGCCGAGCGUAAUCCCGUAUCAGGAGAGCAGGUCACGGUGAAGCAGACAAUUUCGACGACGUUUGGGAGGAAGGUUCAGCGGGCAGCGACGAGGACGACGCGUCGAUAGACGGUAUAGACGACAGCGGGUUCGAGCUGGAAGGAGAAAAGGACGUCUUGGAUUACGACGAGUCAUAAUUCAUCUUACCGAUGGUCCUCAACUGUGCAUACGAGUCUGUUGCUACAAGUAUCCCAAGAGGGUGCAGCGGCUUUUUUUUUCUGGCAGGAUUGUAGACCUGCUAAGUUCCUGUUGUUUAACAGUUCUCCCGUCGCACGAGAGGUGUCUUCUCUUGCUCCGUGACUGGUGUGUUACAUGCAUAGAUCUACAUGAGCUUCGUCUGGCGACCGAAGUUUUUCUCUUUUUGUGAUGUUGUAUUAUGGCGCUUGGAUAUUGUUUUUGUUGGGUCGGUUUGUAUUACCGUACUUUUAUUUCUAUCAAAGGUGUACCCCUUCUUUGGGUACAAGUAGUUGGCUGGUGACAGCGGAGCCGGAACGGUAGUUCAAUGUGAAGACAACAACAACAACCUGUCGCCCACAUUUUGGGAUGACCCUCACGUCUGCGGGAGUACGGAUUGCAACAUGUGACCUGCGCCGUUACACACCAGCCCAAGACCAACAGUACCAUCCAACUGCCGGUCGUCUGCUUCGUAAGAUAUCAUUGGGGUCCCAACAUUACGCCAUUGACGGCGGUUCGUCGAAAUCCUACACCAGCACGAAAACACACGGAAAAACAAAGGAAAACGGUGUAACCUCCAAUGCACGGGGUCCGCAUCUCACAACUCCUACAUGAGCGCAACAGACCUUAGCCAGGCAAGGAAAAGCAAAUUGCGGGUUUGGUGUGCUCUUUCUGCUCCCGUACUGCCUCCCACACAAACCACGCCUCCG